AUGCACAGAUACUAGGAAACAGACAGGUUGUCUCAACUUUCUCAACCUACUAAAAGAUCGAAAAAGUACACUUAAAAUCAAUCAUUAAUGGUGAUGUCUAGGUAGUGGUUCGUUUUAUAAAUAAAGACUGUAUGACAAUCAUUUUAAUCGUGAUCUCCAUGGGAACCCUUGGAUUUCUCUGGGCACCUUCAAAUAUGAGUAUUUAUGUAUGAUUGAUUGGGUCUAGCCGUAUGAUCAAGUAUGAGCAUUCAGAUGCAGGCUUAUCAUACACGAAUGUGAAGAUAAAGAAGUUACGAACAUUUUAAGAACUGUGGGAGAAAAAUGAGGAGAUUCAUAAUAAAAGUGAACAACAUCAGGGAUUUCGAGAAUUCAGAGAAUUCAGGGAUAUUUCUGAAGAGGACGUGAUCGUAACAAUUGAAUAUUGGUAUACGAAUAUGUUAAUGCAGUACAAAUUGUCAUGAACACACAGGAUCUACCAAGCAUGAUGAAACACGCUAUCUGGCAUAUGCGCAACAACUAAAAAAUGAAAUAUUGAAGAGAUUUCCAAUUGUCAAGGUCAUCUUGAAGCCUCUUCUCUACGAUCAUUUUGAUCAUAGUAUCGACACGAUGUUUCUACAGAGAAGAUUAGGUAUGCACAUCCCCUUCAUUAAUUCAAGGUUGCUUCGAAGUCUAGGUGGUGUCCAAAUAGAAGGGACAGUUGAGGUUCGCCGUAAUAGGAUCGAAAUUAAAUUCAAAAGCAUGGCCCUAAAUACCCAGCAUAAUUAACAAAUUGCCAUAAUAUUUUAAGAAGGUUUCAUUCAAUAUAGAUUUGAAAUACGCUGAUUCUGAUCAGAAAAUCAAAAACACCGAUGUCAGAAUCCAACCCUACCGUCCCACACAACAGAGAACUCAAAGCCUGAUGUGUAUCCAAUAUCAUUAAAUAUUGAGUCACUUCCAGAACCAACAAAAUCCUCAGACCUCAUAGCAGUCAAUCCAGACCCAAAUCAUCAUAUUCCAAUCUUUCUGGGCAAACUCAAAAGACCGUGAAAGAACAAGAAGAAUCAUCAUACAAGAUAGAAAGAACUAACCAGGAUGGCAGAAUCACCUUGACUAAUGUACCCUUGGAUGUGUAUGAAGUAAUAAUUGAAGAAACCAAUGACUUCUUAAGGAAAACACAUGUAAUUCGAAUUAAUAUUGCUUUGUUUAGCUCAUUAAUUUAUUUCAAUUAAUUAGUGAUAACCUAACUCUUGAUUAAGUUAUUCCAUUAUGCAAAUAAACACACUCAUGCAUUGUUGUUACUGUAAAUUGUGAAAUGGCUCCAAUAACAGAGUGCAGAGUAGAAAUCAUCCCUCUCAAAGGAGGAAAAGAAGCUGUACUUAAAGAAUCUCCACCUGGAAGUGCCAAAUAUGAAAUUGUAGUCGAGCCAAACUAAUUCUUCAUUUACAUCAAGAAAAUAGGAUAUCAAGUUUUUAAAGAGCAAAUACAAACCAGUCCUGGAGUUUGUGAAUACACCUACACUAUAGAAAAAGUCAAUCAACCAGAAGAAGGUUAUGAUCCUGUCAAAGAUGCCUUAGAGAAAAAGAAUUAAAUCAAGCCUUCGAAUGAUCUAAGAAUUAGGAAACCCAAGUAUUUGCAACCACCUUCUGGAUAACAAAACGAAAUCAACCUCAUAUAAUUCUCAUUUAUUGAUUUAGUAGAGAAGACCCCAGUCGCUAAUGUAUACAUUAAAGUUGUGGAUGAAUCGAAUAAGAAAUUGUACAGUUACAGAUCAAAUGAGUAUGGCAUUUGCAAGGCAUUAAUACAGAAGAAGAGUAUUUUAAGCUAAGAUUUAUUUUAGUUACCAAAGGUAGAAUCAUAAUUACACAUCCUUACUAUUAUGAUAUGAGCAAGGAGAUCAAUGAGACUUAAACCAUAAGUUAAAACCCUAUUACCUAUUACAUAAUCCAGAAACCACAAUAAUACUCAUUGAUUGUCUUAAUUGUAAAUAAGCCAAAUGAAGAAUUCUUGAACUUCUACAUCAUACAGGAGAGUAAUUUAUUAUUACUAUGAAUAGAUAAAAAAGUGAUUUAAGAAGACUAAGACAUCUAAUAGAUUUAAAAUCCAAAGGAUGGAAUCUAAUUGAUCAAAUUCUUGAAUUUGCAAAAUAAGAAAGAUAUCUUACAAUUGGUGGCCUGUUUACCUAGAUUAAAAAUGGAUUAGGUCGAGGAGAUGUAUGUUUUAACUCCCGAUCGAAUUGAGAAAUGCAAUCUACCUACUCUCGCAGAAGAAUAAGGGAUGUUAAAUCCUUAUUUUUGGAUAUUGGGGAGUUUAAAAGAGCCAUAUGAAACAUUUGAUGUAGUAAAUUAGAUUGUUUUUACAAAUCAACUAAAAAGCUAUCCAAACUUAACCAAAACUUAAUUUGAUGCAGAAGUCAUCUAAUGUGCAUUCUAAUCCCCAAAUUUGAUUGUAGCUGCUAACUAAAAAAAUGGUAGUGUAAGCAUAUGGAAUUUGGAUAAUUAUCUAAUUGAUAACACAAUAAAUAAUGUGUUGUCUGAUGCUGCUAACUCCAUUAUUAUUUGGGAUGAUGACAAUGUGAUGCUAAGUGAUAAUAAUGGUUAAAUAGCCUGGCUGAGAAAAAACGAAGAGUCUCAAUUUGUUCUAUUAACAAGUCUCUCUAUUAAUAAGAAGAUCAAUACCAUGAGUAGAGUAGGGUCUGAAGGUUUAGUUUUAGGGAGUGUCGAUGGGAAGUUGAUCUUAUUGAAAGUUGAUUAAAGAUAGCUGUAAAUAAUGAUAGAUUCUGAGAUAGAGGUAGAAUAAGCAACUUAGACUGUGGAACCAAUUAAUAGGAUAGUCUCAAUAACAAAUGAUUAGAUUGCUGCUUUAAGUGAUGGCAACAAAUCAAUCUAUAUUUAUAAGGUUGAAAAGUCCCUUGAUAAGCCUCUUAAUGCAACUUAACUCAAGUCAAUCUAAAUUAAAGGGUAUUAAAGCAGUGGUAAGCCAGUGUUGCAGAUUCUCAACUUGGAAUAAAAAUACUUAGUAUUCGGAGGAUUGGAUGGAAUACUACAUACUCUCAGUAUAGAUUCUCAUGAAAGGGGACCUAACAUCACUCUAAACUCGGAUUUAUAAGUGAAUAGUGUGUUAUAGAAUGAAGAUGGUGUCCUUAUUACUUAAGGUAAUUUUAUAACAUUUAUUCAUUUAUCUGAAUCUAUUUAAGAUUUAAAACUAUAAAAUCAUAGAUAUUUUUAAUCUCCUGUGAAAUUGUAUGGUGGAGACUGUGUGGUUUACGAGAAAAGAUUGUUGACAUUUACUACUUAAGGGAAGAUGGUGGUUUGGUCACUCUAGGAUAAAUAAUUUCCAAACAUAAGUAAAUUUUUGGUGGAUUCCGAAUUCCCUCACAAUCUAAAACCUGAUCGUUGUUCCUAUUUGCUGGUUGACGCAGCAAUACCAAAAGAGAACUUUAGUGUGUAUUUGAUUAAAGAAAACGGAGAAACCAUGAAGGAAUCGAAUUAAAUAAUAACAUUCGAAAGAAAGGAGAAGUACUUUUAUAUCGAGAUUGACUAAUCACAAUAGUAAGGAUUAUGGAGAUUGGGAGCAUAACUAUAGAACACCGAGUUGAUUAGAUAGAGACAACCUAAAAUCUAUUUUAUUUAACCUCACGGAUUCCAAGUCCUAAAUUUUCCAUAAUAAAUACCCAGUAGUCGUAAGUAAAUUUACCAUUGGUUUAUUGGAACUUUAAUUCCUAAUAUUGAAAUGCUGAAAACUUGUGCCUUGUACACAGAUACAUAGAUAGUCGGGAGGUUUCCGUCUUUAGAAUUGAUAAAGCAUGAAGGCAAAAUAAAUUAAAUGAUCUUUAUAAAUAAAGAUGAAUUUAUUACUGCAGGGGAGGACAAACAAAUAAUAGUGUGGAAUGCUUAAAAGUUCAGCAUCAAUAAGGUUUUGUAGCAUGAGGCAGAAAUAUUGAGUGUGCAUAUCCAUAAUGGGAUGGUGUUGGCAGGAAAUAAGGAGGGCACUGUGAUUGGGUGGAAAUAACAUGAUAAUAUAUGGUAGAUGGAUAUCAAAUUCAAAUUUCAUGAGAAGGGUGUGUAUUCCAUCAUUUAUUUGGAUGGCAGCAUAGUCACAUCUUCUGAGGAUAGGAAAAUACAACUAAUUAAUUACACGACUGGUGCUUUGGAACAUGCUGAACCUGUAGACAGAACCUUUGUGAUCUCAAUGGUUGCCUACAAUAAAGAUUCCUUUGCAGCUGGAUUCCCAGAUGGAAGAGUGAAGACCUACAAAAGAGUAUAUAACUAUUUAAAUGUCAAUAGGAAAAGACCGGUCCAAAAAUAAUCCUCAAGACAUUGCGCACAGUUGUCACGACUAAGGUGUAGCACUUGUACCUGAUAAGUAACACUCAAGUAUUGGUUGGGGGAAUGGACAAACUGGGAGAGAUCUUGAAUGUUGAGUAAGGAACCAAAUUAAAGUAAUUAAUCACAGCAUUACUCAAAUAGAACCUUAAAAGAUGGUCACACUGGCUAGAUAUUAUGCAGUCUCAUCUACAGUAAACACCUCAUUACAGGUGGUUCAGAUGGGAGAUUAAGCAUUUGGAAUCCUGAGAAAGGAGUGCUCAUUAAAACAUAUGAGUUGACGAAGGAAGAGAUUAGAGCCUUGUUGAUCGUGGGACGAUUGCUGGUAACUGCAAGUAUGGACACACAUCAUUAUUAGGCUCUAAUGGAACAAUCCGGAUAUGGCAAGAAAUAUGUCCAUUUAUUGAAUAGAUCCCUCCAGAAGAAGAACCAGAACAGUAAUAGUGAUUUAUAUAAUUCAAUAAAAU
Molecule: messenger RNA, 4768 nt
Organism: Paramecium octaurelia
Lineage: Eukaryota; Ciliophora; Oligohymenophorea; Peniculida; Parameciidae
Source: the annotation of a GenBank genome assembly